AUGGCGAAAGUCGGGAAGGUGUUGGCGACGAUCAAGGCGGUUAUAACCAGGCUGGUCUUCGCGUGCCACGGUAUCAUCGCCAUAUGGCAGGUGACUUUAUUCAAGGACAGCAUUGAAUACUGGUACCUGGCCUCGCCGAUCCUCCUCCUCAUCAUCGAGGGCGUCUUCACGCUGACCAUCAAAGACAACCAGGAGUGGAAGUGGUUCUGCCCUUCUGUGUUCAUCUACCUGGGCUUGGUGGUGCCGGCGAUAUGGCUCCUGGAACUCCACAAGGUGGACCUUCGUCUGCAGAAGAAGGCGAACCUUACUUACAUCGAGACGGAAAUCCCUCUACCGGGCGCCACGAAGAUCCCGACGGACAUGUGGGUGACUCUGAUCGAGCAGUUCCUCAUGCUGACCCUCAUAGUGGGACGGUGGCUGCUGCCCAAGGGUGACCUGACCAGGGAUCAGCUCAGCCAACUCCUGCUCGUGUAUAUCGGCACCGCGGCGGACAUCAUAGAGUUCUUCGAUUCGUUCAAAGACGAGAAGGUGGCCACGGAGAAGGUGCUGGUGCUUCUCACCCUCGCGAUCUGGUCCUGGUCACUGAUGCAGUUCACCGUGGUGCUGACCGCGACCAAGUCCCGGAAGACCAGGGGCACCGCUCAUAGGUCUGACAUGAACACAAGCCGCGCAUGCUGCUGUUCUAUAGAAGUCUGCGCUAUUAUCAUGAACAUAGCGUUACAGGACGCUCCGUUCCUGGCGUUCCGUCUCCUCAUAAUAGCCCACUACAAGAUUAUAAACUACAUGAACAUAUUCUUCACUUGCAAGAACACGCUGGUAAUUCUACUGCAGAUAUAUAGACUGUACGUCUUACAUUUAGAGACCGUAGAAGAAGGCACCGGGUCCGUAUAUAGAAAGAGACGGAAACAUAAGUCCGAUAAGAAAGAGCAGGACAAGAAGCGAGCUAGACAGCACAAAACGAGGAAGCACAAGAAGAGGCACGAAGUCGGCGAGACCUCCGUGUCGGUCAUCAGCGACCCCAAGCGCCACACCAGGGUCGAAGGCGGAAGGAUCAGAGCUAUUAUACUCACGAACACCGAUGAAAUCAAGGAGCUGGAGCUGACCAAGCUGUUCAAAGACCAAGUUGGGAUUGAGAACGAGAAGAAGAAGGGGGCCAAGAGGAAGCAGAAAUCGGAGUCUUCGGAGGGCUCGAACAUCAUACACCACACAACCGACGACUCGGGCAUU
Molecule: messenger RNA, 1227 nt
Organism: Iphiclides podalirius (scarce swallowtail)
Lineage: Eukaryota; Metazoa; Arthropoda; Insecta; Lepidoptera; Papilionidae
Source: the annotation of a GenBank genome assembly